UCCAAUUAUCCACUCAGGACUCUUUUUUCUCCACCACUCUUACCUAAUACACAUCCAGAAAAAAAGAUCCACUGUACCAAUGGCUUCCUCAAGCUCUGAAAGACCCACCAAAGUUCAUGAGCUGUACGUGUAUGAAAUCAACGAACGUGAUCGUGGCAGCCCUGCCUACCUCCGGUUGAGCCAGAAAUCCGUCAAUUCUCUUGGCGAUCUUGUCCCUUUUAGCAACAAGAUAUAUACCGGAGACUUGCAGAAGCGGUUGGGAAUAACAGCAGGCAUGUGUAUUCUGAUUGAGAACAAACCGGAAAAGAAAGGUGACCGGUACGAGGCCACAUUCAGCUUUUACUUCGGAGACUACGGUCACAUAUCGGUGCAGGGCCCCUAUUUGACGUACGAGGAUACGUGUUUGGCCGUGACCGGUGGUUCUGGGAUCUUUGAGGGGGUGUACGGGCAGGUGAAGCUGCAGCAGAUUGUGUUCCCCUUCAAACUUUUCUACACAUUUUAUUUGAAGGGUAUUGCAGGGUUGCCAGAAGAGCUGCUUGGGAAGCCCGUGGAACCCAACCCAGCUGUCGAGCCGAGCCCCGCGGCUAAGGCUUGUGAGCCUCAAGCCACUGUUGCUAAUUUCACCAACUAAUGGUUGAUGCUGAUCGAUAUGUAAUAAAGUAGCAGAGUACUAGCUAGAGUGCAUCGAUCUGGUUACCAGUAUAUUUAUUUUUGAGCGAAUUUCUCACGUGCCUUGGUGGGAAGUGGAACAAAAGUGUACCAAAUUAUGUUGCAAUUAUAAAAUAUAUGAAUAUUUGGUAUCA
Molecule: messenger RNA, 803 nt
Organism: Corylus avellana
Lineage: Eukaryota; Viridiplantae; Streptophyta; Magnoliopsida; Fagales; Betulaceae
Product: allene oxide cyclase, chloroplastic
Biological process (GO): jasmonic acid biosynthetic process
Molecular function (GO): allene-oxide cyclase activity
Source: RefSeq, a predicted model, not a curated record